UCUACACGUCACAUUGACGACUAGACACCAGAAAAGUCAAUAAUAUUUUUCUGUUUUCUUUCUUGUUGUCCCGUUCGUGAUAACAAACUUUUUCUUUCUCGUCUCUCCUUUGUUGUAAUUUGUCUUGAAUUCCCCCCCGAACCCGCUGUGAUCGGCGCAUUAACCCACUGAAGCUUAAAAGAGCUACGGAAGCUGCCGACACAGGAAGGAAGGAAACUUUUGGGAGAUUCAUGGUUGGGAAGAAACUUUGCUACUACAUUUGAAAAUCUGGGAAAAGGAAGAGAGAAAAAGGUACCCAAACUAGCCUUUAUCAUCUCAAAACAGCACCUUCUGGGAGCGCGUCUAAGGGCCACUCCUCUCCCACCAUGGCCUCGUCGCCCUCGACGCCGCAAGGGUCGUUGCGCCAGCGCAACGUCCCCGGCGGCGCAAGCAAGAAGAAUGACGAAAAGGGCUCCCAGCCUAUGGACCUCAAGGAUAUAAAGAAGGCUGCAAAGGGUCAACCCGUUGGCCCUGAGCGCGACCACCAGGCUGCCUUCACCGUCAUGACCGUCUUGGCUUUCAUCACCCGUUUCUGGGGCAUCAGCCAUCCCAACCAGGUGGUUUUCGACGAGGUUCACUUCGGAAAGUUUGCCUCGUACUACCUACAAAGGACCUAUUUCUUUGACGUCCACCCUCCGUUCGGAAAGCUCCUCUUCGCAUUUAUGGGAUGGUUGGUGGGCUACGACGGUCAUUUCCACUUCGACAACAUUGGCGACUCGUACAUCGUCAACAAGGUCCCCUACGUCGCCUUCCGCUCGCUCCCGGCCCUGCUGGGUGCCUUGACCGUAUCCGUCGUCUACCUGAUCAUGUGGGAGUCUGGUUACAGUGUGCCGGCAUGCAUUCUAGCCGCUGGUUUGGUUCUGUUUGACAAUGCCCACAUUGGUCAGACCCGUUUGAUCCUUCUCGACGCGACCCUCGUCUUUGCCUUUGCUUGCAGCUUGCUCUGCUACAUCAAGUUCUACAAGAUGCGUCACGACCCGUUUUCCAGAAAGUGGUGGAAGUGGCUCAUCCUGACCGGCUUUGCGCUUUCCUGCGACAUCUCCACCAAGUACGUUGGUACUUUCGCCUUCAUCAGCAUUGGCUCGGCCGUCGUCAUCGACCUGUGGGACCUUUUGGACGUCAAGCGCAAGGACGGUGCGCUUGACCUGCCUUCAUGGGUCAAGCACUUUUGUGCCCGCGCAUUUGGUCUCAUCAUAAUGCCUUUUAUCUUUUACCUCUUCUGGUUCCAGGUUCACUUUGCCGUGCUCACAAGGUCUGGUCCUGGAGACGACUUCAUGACGCCCGAGUUCCAGGAGACUCUGAGUGACAAUGUUAUGCUGGCCAAUGCCAUCACCAUCAACUACUACGACACCAUCACCCUGAGGCACAAGGAGACCAAGACGUAUCUUCACAGCCACCCGGACAGGUACCCUCUCCGAUAUGACGAUGGCCGUGUUUCUAGCCAGGGUCAGCAGGUGACUGGCUACCCUUUCAACGACACCAACAACUACUGGCAGAUCCUGCCCAUGAACGACGACAAGCAGGAGGGUCGUGUUGUGAGGCACCAGGAACUCGUCCGUCUCCGCCAUCUCGGAACCGACACCAUUCUUCUGUCCCACGAUGUCGCCUCUCCCUAUUUCCCUACCAACCAGGAGUUCACCACAUGCUCAAUCGCGGAUGCAUAUGGUGACAGGGCCAAGGACACCUUGUUCGAGGUCAGGUUCGAGAAUGGAAAGCCCGGCCAGGAGUUCAAGAGCGUCGCCUCGCACUUCAAGCUCAUCCACAACCCCAGCAAAGUAGCCAUGUGGACACAUACUACUCCGCUGCCAGAGUGGGGUCACAAGCAGCAGGAGAUCAACGGAAACAAGCAGGUCACUGUUAGCUCCAACGUGUGGUUCGUAGAGGAUAUCCCCUCGCUUGAGCCCGAACACCCCCGCCGCGCCAAGGUCGAGAGGAAGAUUAGGCAUAUGCCCUUCCUUCAGAAGUGGUUCGAACUCCAGCGCUCCAUGUUCUGGCACAACAGUCGCCUCACCAGCAGUCACCCUUACGCCUCUCUGCCCUACCAGUGGCCAUUCUUGCUUCGCGGUGUCAGCUUCUGGACGCAGAGCGAUACCCGCCAGCAGAUUUACUUUUUGGGCAACCCGAUAGGAUGGUGGUUGGCCAGCAGUUUGCUUGCUGUUUACAUUGGCAUCAUUGCCGCGGAUCAGUUCUCGCUGCGCCGUGGUGUGGAUGCGCUUGACCAUCGCUCGCGCUCUCGUCUGUACAACUCAACUGGAUUCUUCUUCUUGUCGUGGUUGACACACUACGUGCCAUUCUACGUCAUGGGUCGUCAACUUUUCCUUCACCACUACCUCCCCUCGCACCUUGCUUCUUGCCUGGUAACGGGUGCCCUGAUCGAGUUCAUCUGCAACUCUGACGGCGAUGACGUCCCCCCUGCCAGCGGUAAGAAGGCUGUUGCCGUCAAGUCCAAGCGCCACAUCACGGCGGGCGAGAGGUUUGCGGGCAAGAGCUUGAUGGCCACAUGGGCCGUCUCCAUGGGUAUUCUCGCCAUCGUCAUCGCCGGCUGGUACUUCUUCCUGCCGCUCACCUAUGGGUACCCUGGUCUGUCUGUCGACCAGGUUCUCAGGCGCAAGUGGCUCGGCUACGACUUGCACUUUGCUAAAUAGACCGACAAUAGCGAUGGGGCGGGGUAUUAUGGGAUCGAAGGUCUCUCUUUUUAAUUCAAUCUCUUUUUCUUUACUUUGGGAGAUCUUGACGACAAUGGUUGUCGGUGUUUGUACGAUGGAGUAGAGAUUUGACUGAGGAAGACACUCUUGCUUUUAUAGAAGGGGCUCAGUGUGCUGAAAAAAAGAAAUAUCAAAAAAAGAGGGAUGGAUUUGAAAACUACAGAUUCAGGCCAGUCUCUGUGGGCGACGAUCUUAGUCCAAGAUCGUUCUACAAAGCUGCCACUUACAGCAAGCAUACUUGAAUGAAAAUUUCCUUGGUUUAUUGCCC
Messenger RNA from Pyricularia grisea, 3012 nucleotides. RefSeq lists its product as uncharacterized. NCBI's taxonomy places the organism in Eukaryota, Fungi, Ascomycota, Sordariomycetes, Magnaporthales, Pyriculariaceae. The record is from RefSeq and is a predicted model, not a curated record. Gene Ontology annotation, biological process: protein O-linked glycosylation via mannose. The transcript has 4 exons. The coding region runs from base 366 to 2684 and encodes 772 amino acids. Gene Ontology annotation, cellular component: membrane; endoplasmic reticulum. Gene Ontology annotation, molecular function: dolichyl-phosphate-mannose-protein mannosyltransferase activity.